AUGGGAAGUUUGAGUGAAGAGGAGUACCGAUUUUUCGAUGCCUUUGAAGACAUUGCAUCAAUUUCUGAUGCAAAGUCUGAUAGCUUUGAGAUAUUUGAUUCUCGUUCUAGUUUUGAUAACUCCAUUACAAGUAGUCCUCAUUAUGAAUUGUGGAUUAAGAGCCCUAGAAGUGUUCAAGAGCGGCGGAGUAAAUUCUUUGAUUGGAUGGGAGUAGGUUUAGAUCAAAAUGGAAAUAGGAAUUUAGAAGCAUGUAGCUUGGAAGGAGAGACUGAUAGAAUUAGAGAAAGCAGUGGGGCUGUGUUGAGAAAAUCAUGUCUUGAAGGUGAAUUUUGUUCUACUCGGUCUAUGAUGUCGUGUUGGUCUAAUGGUGAAUCUAAUUUGUUGGCGGAGUGCAGUUCGAUGGACAAUUUUGUUUGCAGAGAUGGAGUUUCAGGUGGGGGAAUGAUGUGCAAUGUAGAUGAAGUGGGGCAAGAUGUAAGAGCAAAUGAAGGUUGUGAAGGGGGCUCAGAACAGUCAGUAACAGCAGAAGAAUCUGAGAACAUUUUUGACUCAUCUCCGUCAUUUCAACAACUUAUGCAGAAUGAAGUUGGGGAACCAAAUACUUUAGUGGAUACUCCAAGGAGACUUAAGAAAGGAUGGUUAAGUAGAAUACGUUCCAUAUCAUGCAUUGUGGAUAGGCAACGGGAAGAUGACAAAUUGAGACCUGAUGAUGAUGGUGCACUUCUGGGGUACAGGGUACAAAGAGUCAAGGCUCGCCGAUGUGGGAAGCGAACAAAGGAGCUUUCAGCUCUAUAUAAAGGGCAAGAUAUCCAGGCCCAUGAGGGUUCAAUCUUGACCAUGAAGUUUAGUCCUGAUGGGCAGCACCUUGCAAGUGCUGGUGAGGAUGGGGUUGUGCGUGUGUGGCAAGUACUGGAGGGUGAGAGAUCAUAUGAACUUGACAUUCCAGAAAUAGAUCCAUCCUGCAUAUACUUCACAGUGAACCAUCUAUCUGAGUUGAAACCCCUCAUUGUUGAUAAAGAGAAGACAGCUAAAACGAGGAGCAUGAGGAAAACAUCUGAUUCUGCAUGUGUCAUUUUCCCUCCGAAAAUUUUCCGGAUUUCGGAGAAACCAUUGCAUGAGUUCCAUGGGCACAAUGGAGAGAUCUUGGAUCUCUCAUGGUCCAAAAAUAAUCAUUUACUAUCAGCUUCAGUGGAUAAAACAGUCCGUCUAUGGCAAGUGGGACGUGACUGUUGCUGCAGAGUCUUCUCACAUAGCAAUUAUGUAACCUGUGUUCAGUUUAACCCUGUGGAUGAUAACCACUUCAUGAGUGGUUCAAUAGAUGGAAAAGUUCGCAUAUGGGCAGUUUCUAGUUGCCAAGUUGUUGAUUGGACUGAUAUAAAAGAUAUAGUUACUGCAGUGUGCUAUCGUCCAGACGGGCAGGGAGGGAUUGUUGGCUCUAUGACAGGCAACUGUCGCUUUUAUAAUAUGUCAGACAGUCAAUUGCAACUUGAUGCUCCGAUCAGCUUACUUGGUAAAAAGAAGUCACCUUGCAAAAGAAUAACUGGCUUCCAGUUUUCCCCACAAGACUCGACCAAAGUAAUGGUGACUUGUGCUGAUUCACAAGUCAGAAUUCUUCAAGGACGUGAUGUGAUAGGCAAAUAUAAAGGCAAUGCAGCAAACCAGAUAUCUGCAUCUUUUACUUGGGAUGGAAAGCAUAUUAUCUCGGCUUGUGAGGAUUCCAAUGUACAUUUGUGGAAUUACAUUGAUCAGGAACCUCGAUCAAAAAUCUCAAGGUCUUAUGAGCAUUUCUCUGCCAAUGCGUCUGUUGCUAUACCUUGGUGUGGGUUGAAAUGUCGGAGCUCAGAGAAUGGAUGGGGAUUUCGUGUCUCAGACUAUAAUUCACAGGAAGUUCUGCCUCUUUCUUCUCCGGCUAGUUUCUCUCUGAGUCAAGAAUAUCUAGAGUUUUUUCCCAAGGGCUCUGCCACUUGGCCAGAGGAAAAGCUUCCUUCGAGCCCAUUAUCUAUGUCACCAGCAAUGCACAAAUCCCAGUACAAGUUUCUGAAAACUUCAUGCCAGAGCGCAGGCAGUUCUCAUGCAUGGGGGCUAGUCAUCGUGACUGCAGGGUGGGAUGGAAGAAUAAAAUCAUUCCACAAUUAUGGGUUACCGGUUGCUGAUUGA
Molecule: messenger RNA, 2157 nt
Organism: Dovyalis caffra
Lineage: Eukaryota; Viridiplantae; Streptophyta; Magnoliopsida; Malpighiales; Salicaceae
Source: the annotation of a GenBank genome assembly